AUGGGAGGUUCCACCUCGUCUCUUGUUGAGGAGGUCGAGGGGGGGGCUGCAUCUCGGGGUGCGGCUCCGCCCCCCUCCCCCACCAUGGGGUGUUUGAGGAGCAGCCAGAGCUCCUUCCUCCCCCGACAGCUUCCCCGAGCCGGCAGGCACCGGGAGCGCAGUUUCUCCUCUGGUUCGAUGCCGAUGCAGAGGAGCCAAUGGGCUUGUGGCUGUUGUACUUUCCUGAACGCAGCCGGCGCCCCCCGCUGCUCGAUCUGUGAAGCUCCACGGCAGAUACCCGACAGCCGGUGGAUGUGGCCCGGGGACAGCAGGGAGGACGCCCGCUGGUCCUGCCCACGCUGUACACUGGCCAACCCCCCCGACAGCCUGGCCUGCUCCCUCUGUGGCUUCGCCGGCACCCUGGACCGACCCCGGAGCUCCUCUGAACACCAGCCUCGGCCCCGGCGCUCCAGCAGCUGCUCGGGGCCCCUGAGGACGUCGAGGACCGAGCCGUCCCGGCAGCAGAACAGGACAUUUCCAGGAGACGCAGAUGAACGCAGCCUGAUUUGGGAGUGUUUGAGGUGCACUCUGCAGAACACCCCUACCUCCAUGUCCUGCUCUGCCUGUGGGGGCCCACGCAAACUGUCCCUCCCCCAGAUUCCUGCUGAGGUUCUGCUCAUACCUGAGGUCUGCGAUCCAACAGGAACCCAACAGGAACCUGCAGCCGCGGCGCUCUCCCUUUCCAUAUCAGCCGGAGGAGAGUGUUUCCCUGUGGAGGACUCAGGGCUCAGUGCUUCAUCUUCAGCUCAUAACAAUCCAGUUCCCUGCAGUCGCAGAGAGGUGCCACCUCCAGAUGUGUCCCUCAGUCAAGCACAGAACGUGAGUCCUUCUCCUUCAACUCUGGCAGUUCCUCAUCUGUGCGUCCAACCAGAGCUGCUGCCCGGCAGGCGGCUCAGCGUCCUCAAGGAGGAGACGUCCCCAGUGUCUUCUGCGUCCGACGGCUCCGGCUCGUUUCCACCCUGCGUCCUCUCCGUCAACCGGACCGAGGAGUGGACAUGUCCCGCCUGCACUCUCAUCAACAAGGUCCAGGCCAAUCACUGCCUGGCCUGCCACACCCCUCAGGGACACGCCCCCCAGCUCAGACCAGCGGCGUCCCCGAGGAGGAAGGAGAGCGUGAUGGUGGAGGAGCUGAGACAGAGUGAUGAGGAGGAGGCCAAGGAGCUGUGGGAGAACAUCACCAGCUUCUGUAGGGAGAACGCAGUGACCUUCGUGGACGAUAGUUUUCCUCCCAGUCCGAAGUCCGUUGGAUUCCCGACGGACGACAACGUCCAACAUCGGGUCAGAAAGUGGCUCCGCCCCCAGGAGAUCAGCUGCAGCAGCGUUAGAGAGGGGGGGGUGAAGUGGUCUGUGUUUCGCACGCUUCGCCCAUCCGACAUCCUGCAGGGACUUCUGGGUAACUGCUGGUUCCUGAGCGCCCUCGCGGUUCUGGCCGAACGUCCUGAUCUGGUGGAGAAGGUGAUGGUGACCCGCUCGCUGUGCGCAGAGGGAGCCUAUCAGGUGCGUCUCUGCAAGGACGGCUCGUGGACCACGGUGCUGGUGGACGACAUGCUGCCGUGCGAUGAGACCGGGCACCUCCUCUUCUCUCAGGCUCAGAGGAAGCAGCUCUGGGUGGCUCUGAUAGAAAAAGCUCUGGCCAAACUCCACGGCUCCUACUUUGCUCUGCAGGCAGGUCGGGCCAUCGAGGGCCUCUCCACGCUGACCGGGGCCCCCUGCGAGUCUCUGGCCCUCCAGGUCAGCGCCACCAACCCCAAAGAAGAACCCAUCGACACGGACCUGAUCUGGGCCAAGCUGCUGAGCUCUAAAGAAGCAGGCUUCCUGAUGGGGGCGUCGUGUGGAGGAGGCAACAUGAAGGUGGAUGACGCUGAGUACGAGUCCCUGGGUCUACGUCCCCGACACGCCUACUCCGUCCUCGAUGUGCGAGACGUCCACGCUCACAGAUUACUGCAGCUGAGGAACCCGUGGGGUCGAUUCUCCUGGACGGGGCCGUGGGCCGACGAUUGGCCCAACUGGCCUCCGCACCUGAAGAGGGAGCUCUGCACCCAGCGAGCCGAGGACGGCCUGUUCUGGAUGGACUUCUGGGAUUUCAUCAGGUACUUUGACUCAGUGGAUAUCUGUAAGAUUCACUCAGACUGGCAGGAGCUCCGGGUUCCAGGAGCUUUCCCCCGAGGAGCCGACGUCCCGGUGAGGGCCGUGUCCCUCACGGUGCUGGAGCGAUCAGCUGUGGAGCUGGCUUUGUUCCAGCAGGGCAGCAGGCGAUGGGACACAGCGGAGAGCCACCUGCUGGAUCUGUGCCUGCUGGUGUUCCGAGUGGCCUACAGCAGCUCGGGCGGCCUGGCGCUGGGUCGCCUGCUGGCUCACAGCCGGCGCUCGGUCCGGAGGUUCGUGGGCUGUGACGUCAUGUUGGAGCCGGGCGAGUACGCUGUGCUCUGCUGCGCCUUCAACCACUGGACCAGCUCCGUCACAGAGGGGACCAUGGGCAGAUGCAGAUCUGAGCCUCCUGGUUACACGCUCGCCGUCUACAGCUCCCGGCUCGUGAUGGUGGAGCAGGUGACGGCCUCCAGCACCACCAUCGCCGACGCCAUCAUCCAGCUGACAGAGACCAGAGGAGAGAGGCACGAGGGUCGGGAGGGGAUGACCUGUUUCUACCUGACCCACGGGUGGGCGGGGCUCAUCGUCAUGGUGGAGAACAGACACCCCCGACAUCACCUGCACGUGUCAUGUGACUGCAGCGACAGCUUCAACGUGGUGUCGACACGCAGCAGCCUCCAGACCCUGGACAGCAUCCCUCCUCUGCACAGGCAGGUGCUGGUGGUUUUGUCUCAGCUGGAGGGAAACGCUGGAUUCUCCAUCACACACAGACUGGCUCACCGUAAAGCCGUCCAGGCGUCUCUGGGGAGCUGGAGUCCUUCGAAGGCGAUUCACAGUCCAGCUCUGAGCCCAGAGACAGCAGGUCUGCACCAGCCUCGACCACUCUGA
Messenger RNA from Pleuronectes platessa (European plaice), 3015 nucleotides. Its product is annotated as calpain-15. Gene Ontology annotation, molecular function: calcium-dependent cysteine-type endopeptidase activity. The coding region runs from base 1 to 3015 and encodes 1004 amino acids. Gene Ontology annotation, cellular component: cytoplasm. The record is from RefSeq and is a predicted model, not a curated record. Gene Ontology annotation, biological process: proteolysis. The transcript is spliced from 12 exons. NCBI's taxonomy places the organism in Eukaryota, Metazoa, Chordata, Actinopteri, Pleuronectiformes, Pleuronectidae.